This is a messenger RNA of Dermochelys coriacea (leatherback sea turtle), 4167 nucleotides long. RefSeq lists its product as uncharacterized. NCBI's taxonomy places the organism in Eukaryota, Metazoa, Chordata, Testudines, Dermochelyidae. The record is from RefSeq and is a predicted model, not a curated record. Bases 271 to 1299 code for a protein of 342 amino acids. The transcript has 3 exons.
ACGCCUGCUGGAGCAGCGGCCGUGUCUCCGAACCCCGGUGGGCUUCUGGGUCUUUAUCUCUCUGAGGCUCCCAAUAUUUCCUGGCAGAUCCACAAGUUUCGGGUUGUAAAUUCUCCCUGAUGUAUUGCAGGAGUGCAGGAAAGGAGCAUCUCGCCAGUGCUGAGCCGUCUCACGCAGGGACCAGCCAGUUGGGGCAGUGCCUGGCCAUUGUCUUAUAAUCCCCCUGCCCCCAACCUCUCCUUGCUGUCUCCCUCAGGGUCUGAGUGCUCGAUGGCCAGGAUCGUUCCACAGAAAGAUGCUCCCGGCACCGGCAUCUUCCGGAAGAGACACGGAGACUUCAUGGUCCGCUCCGACCUGGGCUGCUACUUGCAGACAGAGCAUCUGGAAACCGGACGCAGCAUCGAGAUCCGGGACCUGCACCCCUCGUGCCAGGGCGGGGAUCAUUACCUGGGCUCUGAGAGGGACCCCGACAUCUACAUCAUCAAGGGCGACUCCUACCGGGUGGUACAGGACCUGAGCACAGAUGAAGGAGCUCAGGUCUACCAGCUGCAUCCCAAUUGCCGCGGCGGGGACCACUACAUGAAAUGCGCCGACUUCUUCUUCAUCCUCUUCUUUGGCCAGGGGGUCGUGCGUGGUGUGUGCGAUUUAAGCACAGGCUCCAGCGGUGAAGACAUCCCCCUACAUCCCCAAUGCUGCCUGGGGCUCUACUACUUUGGCAUCGGGAGCUACUGGGCAUUGGUCACGGUGGACCAAAGAUGGGGAGCUCAGUUCCACCUCUACAAGAGUUUUAUCAACGCCAACUUGGCUGCAGCCUACUCCAUCCACCCUGACCUGGUGAGUUUCCUUCCUGGCGGGCUGGCCCUGACCAGGGGCCCCUCCUUUGGCAGCUGGGAGUGCAUCAAGACCCUCUCCAAUGAUUCAAACACCCCCAUCACCUGGACUCAUGCUGUGGCCCGGAAGGUGGGCUUCGCCAAGGAGAAGGUGGCCAGCGUCGGGCGCAACUGGAAGGUGGGCACUUCCGCCUCACUUGGGGCCGGGGAGCUGACGGCAGCUGUUGUCAAGGCCCAAUUCUCCCUCUCGGCCCAGUACGGUGGGAGCAGUGUUAAGAUGGAGAAGGAGGACUGGACUGAAGCCCGGGAGGAAGAGGAGACCUUCCAGGCUACCCUGGAGCCCAAACAGAGCCUCUACGUGUGGCAGUACCACCUUGGCCUGGGCCAGGAGCCCAUCUUGUUCUGCCGGGACAUCAAGUUCACCAAAGACCCCUCCCCGCCUGCCACCAUCCCACUGCCCCAAUUUUAAGACUACCUUGAGGUGGACCAACCAGCAUUGGCCAGGACAUUCUUGUGCAUCCAUGUGAUACAUCAUCAUCCUCUAGUGGUGACUGAGUCACAGCUAGGCACAGCUACCCAAGGUGGGUCUUUUAGCUCACACACUAAGAUCCCAAGGUUCAAACCCUGAUGUCAAUAACUCCCUGAGGGGCAUCGUGGUUACACGGAUUGAGCUUCUUUGACUCGCUCUUGUGUUAAUGUCUGGAAAUCAGCGAUGUGGCUGGGGAGUCCAAUGGUAUUUGCUAGAAUAGGAAGGCUGUUGUGUUAGUUAGGCCACUGAAGUGGGGCUGGAUUCAAUCCCUGGCUAGGAGCAACUGUCUUCCAUGAGUCUUUGGGUGGGUCAAAUUAGGGAAACUGAGGUAUCAAGUGAUUUAAGGGUGAAAGUGAUUUAGGCACCUCAGUCCCACUAAAAGCUUCCAUGUGACCAAGUCACUGCUAAAAAAUGGGGUUUGGCCCCUGAAUCACUUUGAACAAUUUGACUGUUUCCCCAUCUGGACAAUGGGGCCAGUAGUAUUUCUGUACUGCACAGGGCGUAGUGAGAAUUGUAGGCAUGAUUGGGCAUCCAUUUUAUGAAUUUGCCGCAGUGCCUGUUAGAUUUUAAAUCUAGCAAAGUAGAUUUGCCAGUUGGAUGAAUAUAUUCCAUAGCAAUUGAAUUGAGGAUAAAGCCCGUUUUGUUGAGUCCAGGCAGCUUACGUAUACAAAUGCUAGGUUCUGCUAUUUCCCAAAUCAGGGCACUCGCUUAUUCUUAACCAAUCAACACGCUUAUUAAUUCACCAAGGGCCUCACAGGUCAUGGUAAAUCCCUUAGAUUUAGAAAUCACAGUCAGAUAUCCAAUAGGGACUGAACCCAAAAAUACACGUCCAAUCAAGUGAAACAGAUUAGCAUUGACUGAUCCAUAAGAUUUCUUCCGACAUUUACUUCUCAUCAUCACUCGUCAAUUCUAUAGUAUUUCUGCUACGUUUAUCACCCUCCCAGGAGUACAGCAACUCUUGUCUUAAGGGACGUUGAGGAAUUUUUCAAAGCUCUGCUCUAGUUCAAAAGGGGUGUUUUGGGGAUCAGUUUUUGGCCUGUGUUCAGGCUUUGUGAUCACAUUGGUCCCGUCUGGCUUGGAAUCCCUGCUCUUGGAAAGGCUUGGUUGGAAGGGGGCUAAUUUAAGUGAUCAAAGCUUGAUAUUAUUAAGUUUCCUCUGGCCAAUUGACUUGGCUUUGUAAAGGUUUAUCCACAUAUCAUUGGUAAAAUCUAAACUACCAAUUCUUAGGUGUGUCACCAGGAAGAGGCUGGGCUCAUCAGGGAAUUUGCAGGUGCCGGUUUUUAAAGGCCACAACAAGAGGAACCCAAUCUCUGAAAUGAAAUCUCAUUGCGCCUUCUCAGCCCUGGGAACUGAGGGCAUCUUUCCACACGGCUGGUCUAAAUGUUGGUAGCACUUCUGCACCUGCCUUUGUGGAUUCUUCUGCUGAAGCCCUAUAACCUUGGAGGAAGGGCGAGUAGGAUCAAUGGGGGGUGAGCUAUCUCUGGGAUCCCACAGGGCAUCCUCGAUUUUAUACAUCCUGAUUUAAGGGCCAUUGGAAACCAACCGGCUUCUGAUUUCUACUGGACACUUGCUUCAUGACCAUCAGACUUGGGUUGUUUGCACUGUAGAUAAGAACAUAAGAACAGCCAUACUGGAUCAGACCAAUGGUCUCUCUAGCCUGGUAUCCUUUCUUCCAACAGUGGCCAAUGCCAGGUGCUUCAGAAGGAAUGAACAGAACAGGUAAUGUUUGGUCCCAGGACAUGUGAAAGAUGAGGCAGGUCAGGUAACGCCUUUUAUUGGACCAACUUCUUUUGAUGAAAGAGAAGUUUCAACUUCUGCACUAGCUCUGUGGAGCUUGAAAGCUUGUCUCUCUCAUCGACAGAAGCUGGUCCAAAAAAGGUAUCAACUCACCCACCUUGUCUCUCCCUCUCUCAACCUUUCGCUGAUUUCUUCUGCUGCUUCCAUCUACAUCCAGUAGAUGGUGAUGGUGUCCAACAAGUAUCUUCGAUGCUUUCCUUAGAGGGUUUUUAAGUUGUAUUCAUUUCAGUGACCGUAUUUCCCUGUAUUCACCCCAGCUAUGAGUUGGGAUCCUCCCCCCGCUUUUAAGCACUGUCUGUUGAUGCUUCGUUGAUUUCAGUUCUUUUUCCUUCUCGCACCCAACGAACCCUCUUAUGUCUAGGGUGCAAACAUCCUUCCGAAAGCAAACACAAUCCAUUAUAGUUCCCCGAAACGUAGUGGGCUUUUGGCUAGUUCUAAUAUCUUUCCUUUCGUACCCUUUGAUCUGAUGCAGACCAACGCACAGCUCCAAAUUGGGGGUGAAAGAUAACGGAGGAGCAAACAGAUUAUCCAUGGGAUAUUUUUCCUAGAUUCAGCCAUCCUGCUCUUCCAGAACAGUCUUUCAACUUUAGCUGAGCUGAGGUGUCACAAGGCUAAUGGUUGUUUUCUUAUGGUUGCUAGUUUCCAGCAGGGGUUCAGAACUAGCCUAUUUUGGGGGGAUCGGAGGGGAAUAGCUUUUCUGCCCUUUGAGGACCGAGAGGAACUAAAUAUUAUUAGCCACAUAUUCUAGGCACACUUCUAAUAGGAUGUAACCCAAACUGUGGGACAUUCAGAUAUUAACAUGAUUCAUACAAGUGACUGGCUAAGUAUUGGAUAACUGGGUUAUCCGAGGUCUGCACUAGCUGAUUUAAUGGUCCCUUUAAAUCCAUGAAUAUAAGACCUUUAUGGACUAUUUCCAUUACCUGAAACCUGCAUAUGGGCCUUUAACAUCCACAUUCACCGGAGAAAUGUCAACAAUUUGUCAGCUGUAAAUAAAGGAACUUUGCACAUUAA